AUGCCUCGAAGCAAUAAGAAGUGGUGCGCUCAUCCAAUCUCUCACGAAGGUACAAGAAAGUCGGGUCCGGGCGCUCUUCUUCCACGUGGAGAUCGGCCUAUUGAUAAUGAUCUAGCCGCGUUCAUCACACAAGAGUAUUAUCAAGCGGAUGCGAAUGUUGGAUUCGCUCUAUCUGAAGGUGAUCUUCUAUGUCGAACUUGUUACGAGACAGAGUCAACUCGAUUUCAUAGCAGUUUGGUCGUGGAAGUAAAUUCAAUAGCAGUUGAUUCACCGUUAUCUGCAGGGAGCCGACACAUGGCAGAGACUGUCGAAAGGAAAUACAAGCUUGAACAGCCCAAAGAACUGCUGAAUCAGGUAUUCCAGAUACUAGGAAUUGAGAAGAUUAGAGAUGUGUAAGUACAUCGUCGUAUGUUCCAUUUCUUAACUUGGUUUCCGUUUAGGCGACUGAUAAAUCAAGUAGACA
Didymodactylos carnosus is the source of this 463-nucleotide messenger RNA. NCBI's taxonomy places the organism in Eukaryota, Metazoa, Rotifera, Eurotatoria, Philodinida, Philodinidae. The record is from the annotation of a GenBank genome assembly.